This is a messenger RNA of Maniola jurtina (meadow brown), 799 nucleotides long. Its product is annotated as UPF0587 protein GA18326. Gene Ontology annotation, molecular function: zinc ion binding. The record is from RefSeq and is a predicted model, not a curated record. The transcript is spliced from 3 exons. Bases 95 to 580 code for a protein of 161 amino acids. Lineage: Eukaryota; Metazoa; Arthropoda; Insecta; Lepidoptera; Nymphalidae.
UUGACGUUGCUCUAUUGGAAAAACUUGUUUUGAUUUUUUGAUAUCAAUUAAAUCUUCUGAAUUUGGAUCGAAUUAGCUUUAAAUUCACUCCAAAAUGGUGAAAAUAUCACUACAAAUAAGAGCUACGCUAGAAUCAAUAGAGAAGUUAUAUACAAACCAUCCACAUUAUCAAUGGUUCUUGAAACUGAAAUGCAGCAGUUGUGGCGAAGUUUCUGAGAAGUUUCACGACCUCACGGAAGCUGAUAAAGUACCCCAAAAGCAUAACAGGUCCGAGACUAACCUACUUAUCAAGUGUAAACUCUGUUCUAGGGAAAACAGCAUCGAUGUCGUCGAAGGGAGCAACGGAGCAUUCUCAAACAAUGAUGCUGGUAAAUACAAGAGCAUAGUGACAUUUGACUGCAGAGGUGUGGAGCCUGUUGAUUUUGAGCCAAAGUCAGGCUGGAUAGCAGAGGCUGAGGAUUAUGGAAAAAAGUUUGAAGACAUAGAUUUGUCAGAAAAGGAAUGGGUGGACUACGACGAAAAGAACAAGACCUCAGUGGGAGUUUACGAACUAGAGUGGCAGUUUGUUAAAGUCAAGUAGUCUACUGUCAUAAGUUUAAUUUAAAUUAAAAGCUCAAGUCAACUUACUUAUAAGUUUAAUUUAAAUUGAAACGGCUCAUUAGCCUAGUGAUAAAAAUUGUACUGAAUUAAAGAUGGGUUGAACCUGUAUUUGAAUUCAACUUAAUUUAAAUAAGAGUGAAAUAUCAUUAUCAUGUGUUUUUAUUGAAGACAUAGAUACGAGACUAAAAAUGUGAGUUUC